CAAGAGACUUGAUAGCAGACUGUUGAAAUGAGAUAUUAGGUUUAGAUAGAGCCAGAGAGGAAAAACUAAACGAAAAAAUAUGGGUAGUUUGGGAGGCCUAGUGAUCAUUCUUUCAAGCUUUUUGUGUGUGUUUCUUCUUCUCUUAGCUUUCCUCAACAUCUUUUACAAACUGUGGUGGGCUCCAACUCGCAUACAGAAGCUGAUGGCUUUGCAGGGAAUCAAAGGCCCUUCCUACAGACCUAUCCAUGGAAACACCAAAGAAAUCUUGAACAUGAGAAGGGAAAUUAUUGGCAGGCCCAUGAAUUUAUCCCAUGACAUAGUAUCUGCAGUUCGACCUCAUGUUCAUUCAUGGACCAAGAUAUAUGGGAUGAAUUUUCUUCAAUGGUAUGGUUCUCAAGCUCAGUUGGUCAUUAUGGAACCUGAGUUGUGCAAAGAGAUACUGAAUAACAAAGAUGGAGCUUUUGCAAAAAGGAAGCCCCAAAGCUAUGUCAAGAAACUUUUAGGAGAUGGUCUUGGGACAACCGACGGUGAAAAAUGGGGAAAAUUGCGAAAGCUGGCUAACCAUGCCUUCCAUGCAGAGAGCUUAAAAAGCAUGGUUCCAGAUAUGGUAGCUAGUGCCGAGACGAUGCUAGAGGGGUGGAAAAACAAUGAAGGAAAAGAGAUUGAGGUGUUUGAACCAUUUAGGAUGUUCACUUCUGAAGUGAUUUCAAGGACUGCUUUUGGCAGCAGCUACUUGGAAGGACAUAACUUUUUUGAGAAUUUAAUGAAGUUAUCCUUUUUAAUAUUCAAAAAUGCUCUCACUGUCAGAUUUCCCGGAAUCAGUAAGUUUUUUAAAACUAGCGAUGAGAUCGAAUCAGAGAAGCUUGAGAAAGGAAUGCGCGACUCCAUAAUAGAGAUUGUUGAGAAAAGAGAAAAGAAGGCAAUGGAUGGAGAAGAAGACAGCUUUGGGAGUGAUUUUCUUGGAUUACUUUUAAAGGCUCAUCAUGAUACCAAUGACAGCCAGAGAAUUUCGGUUGAUGAUUUGGUUGAUGAGUGCAAGACAUUUUACUUUGCCGGACAAGAAACCACUAAUAGUAUGCUUGCAUGGACUGUGUUUCUCCUGGCACUUAAUACAGAUUGGCAGGAGGAAGCAAGAAAGGAGGUCCUGCAAUUAUUUGGUAGACAAAAUCCAAAUCCUGACGGCCUUUCCAAGUUAAAAACUAUGAGUAUGAUCAUCAAUGAGUCUCUAAGGUUAUAUCCUCCUGUUGUUUCCGUGGAGAGGAAGGUUAGAAGGGAAGUUAAACUGGGGAAGCUCAUUGUUCCUGCUAAUGUUGAAUUGAUAAUCCCAAUACUAGCAAUCCAUCAUGAGCCUGAAUUUUGGGGAGAAGAUGUGCAACUUUUCAAACCAGAGCGAUUCGCGGAGGGGGUUGCUAAAGCUACUAACAAUAACAUAGCUGCAUUCUUACCCUUUGGAAUGGGACCCCGGACAUGCGUGGGCUUCAACUUUGCGAUCACAGAAGCAAAGAUUGCUCUGUCAAUGAUUCUCCAACGCUACACCUUCACUCUUUCCCCUGCUUAUGUCCACUCGCCGUAUGAGUAUCUUACAGUUCGUCCACAACAUGGAGUUCAGGUUGUGCUGCACUCUCUGUGAACUGUCAAAAGUACCACCAGAAUUGCCCAUAAUCUUGAUCUUGGUGUUUAAAGUAUAUAAUAUACUGGGCAAGAUAGCUUAAAUAAUAUACAGGGCAACCUCUGUUUGAGGCCCUGUUAUGAGUUAGCACUAACUCCCCCUUUCUCUUUUUCUUUCCUUUUUUUGGCUGCUUUGCUGCUUGUAAUUACGCUUUUGGUAGAACCAUCAUUCAAACAAGCAUCAAUAUUCAGGUAACAAAAGAACCAUCAAUUAUGUAACCGGAAAAAAAAAAAAGAACCAUCAAUUAUUCAAUUGUACCAACAA
Prunus avium (sweet cherry) is the source of this 1933-nucleotide messenger RNA. Its product is annotated as cytochrome P450 CYP749A22-like. NCBI's taxonomy places the organism in Eukaryota, Viridiplantae, Streptophyta, Magnoliopsida, Rosales, Rosaceae. Gene Ontology annotation, molecular function: oxidoreductase activity, acting on paired donors, with incorporation or reduction of molecular oxygen; monooxygenase activity; heme binding. The record is from RefSeq and is a predicted model, not a curated record.